AUGUUGCAGGAAAGCUUGCUUUGGCAUAUAAGCCAAAGAAAUAAUGCGCUACCACUACGAGACCAUCAACCGACAACGGGCCGACUAUUGAAGCGGAGCCCACUUGCCGGUUCGGCAAUUCAUUCCGUAGAUUUGCCGCAUGUGACGGGUUCCUUGUACCCUGUACUCCGCUAUGCACGGCCUGGUGUCGUGAUCCAUGCUUACCGCGACAAUGGAGAGUGGUGCCGGGGCUCUCGCUCCCCACUUUCGGGGAAUCUAGGGGAACUUCGAGACCACUGGCUUUGGCCAGGCGUCGGCGUCGAUCUCGACCAUAGACCAGUGCGCGGUCCUAUCCUGCGACCCCCCGAGAGGCUGUUCCAGGCCGCCUGUCCUCACAUCUUUGCUGUUAUCGACCACCACGGGCGAUCAGGACCACCCUACCUUCCCCUAGAAUUCUACAAAAUUGGUAUCGGCCAAUCAUCUCCAGUCAGCCGCCGACGCGCUACUUCACAACGACUAUCCGCAUUCCCCCGACUUCAUUCUCGGUCCCGACAGAAUAAUAACAAUACACUUACGAAGAGGGGAAGACCCCGGAAGAUCUCCACAAAUCACGGUUGUAUUGGCGUUGCUAGGUUGCAGCGCAUUACCCUCUUGGAAAUCCCGAAAAGCACGCGGAUCGACACUAAGAAAAAAACUGGCGUAUAUCUUUUUUUGGGGUCUGGACGACAUGUGCUAAUGAUCGGGAAGAGACAGGGAUUUGGAAAUAGCGGAGUACCUUCAGCGUCUCUCUUGACCCAGGAAGCUCUUCGAAAUCAAGGCGACACUCAGUCGUCUUCAUCCGGCACAUGUCGUACAGCAGGCGUCGCGUCGGGCUUUUUUCCCGAUCGGGGCGUGAUUUUCCUUGAGGAAGAAAAGGCAAUUUGA
Messenger RNA from Guyanagaster necrorhizus, 903 nucleotides. RefSeq lists its product as uncharacterized. Lineage: Eukaryota; Fungi; Basidiomycota; Agaricomycetes; Agaricales; Physalacriaceae. The transcript has 5 exons. The coding region runs from base 1 to 903 and encodes 300 amino acids. The record is from RefSeq and is a predicted model, not a curated record.